Messenger RNA from Wickerhamiella sorbophila, 816 nucleotides. RefSeq lists its product as hypothetical. Lineage: Eukaryota; Fungi; Ascomycota; Dipodascomycetes; Dipodascales; Trichomonascaceae. The record is from RefSeq and is a predicted model, not a curated record. The transcript has a single exon. Bases 1 to 816 code for a protein of 271 amino acids. Gene Ontology annotation, molecular function: acyltransferase activity, transferring groups other than amino-acyl groups.
AUGCAAAUCCGCGAAAUUGACCCGGCAAACGCCAGCUACGCUCAGGCAUCUGAGAUUUGCAAUCUCAUUUCCUAUGCUUUCCAGAACGACGACUUCUUCAAGGUCCUGUUAGGACCUCGCUAUUUCAUGCCAUUGCCCCCUCCAGUGGGCAGUGCCUGGCAUUACCGAAAACUGCACUUUACUGACACGCUCAAGAUGUGGGCAAGACUCAAAAGCAAUGAUACCAGGAAUUUCGAACUGUUGAAUGACAACAAUGAAAUCAUUGGGUUUAGCUCCUGGGGUGUUCCUCGUUCCUUAAAAGUAGAAACCCCACGCUGGAGAAGGGUGUCAAUUUGGCUCAUCAAAAAGCUGCUUGCCGUAGUCAACACGGUUUUGUUCUUUGGCGAGGGCGAUCUUUCACCCCCCACUCGCUGGAACAAAGCUCGCGUUAUGUUUGACGAGAUCGACAAGGACCUAGGCUGGCUGAAUGUCAAGGACGAAGAUCUUGCCCACCUCGACCUUGAUAGUCUAACCAAAACGUUGUAUCACCAGGAAACCAUGUGGUGGUGCUUCUCAAUGGCUAUCCACCCCAAUUAUCAUCGCCAGGGCUAUGGUAAGGCUCUCUUUAGCCGCUGCCUCGAAGAGCUCAAGCCGUUCUACCCGACUUUCAAAGACGGAGAAGCCGAGAUCAGCGGCCCUGCCAAGUACGGCUUGUUCGCCUCGCCCCAGGGACGGGGACUCUACGAAAGUAUGGGAUUUGUCAAGACUAGAGACAUCGUCAAGGAACUCGAAGGCACCAAGAUUGAACUUCCCUUGUACGUCAAAACCGUCUUUUAA